CAUACAUAUUGUUAUUGUUAGCUUGUUAGCUAGCAGAGGGUUUCGCGAGAUGGCGACAUGACAGAGUAAUAACGACGUCUUAUUACAUGUCUAUCAUAAGGUUAUUACCAGCCUUUAUCCGAUAUUGGCAAUGGAGAACGGAAACAGGUCUGAUGCUGCAUCCACGUCCAAGAAUCACUCAGGCUCUCUACACUUACAGAUUCUAAAAAAUGAAGACAGUUAUGAAGUAGCCAUGCCACUGGAGGAAAGCAACUUUGAGCAACAAGGGGGAUUUUUCAACCAAAGUGACCAACAUUUUGAAGAAUCGGUGCCAUCUGCUGGGCCGUCGAACGUCAACAGCUCCUUCAUGGUGAUUACCAACCUGCGGACACAACUGCAGAUUUCUGUCGAGAAAAACUCCUGGCUUCAGAAAAGAAUUGAGGACCUGGAAGAGGAGCGGGAUUUUCUGCGCUGCCAGCUGGACUGUUUCAUUUCAUCCACAAAGAGCCAGCGGCAAGAUCAGGGUUAUGAGUCCAGACGCUUCACUUGGAAGGGAAGAAGAGAGGAUGAACAUCCCGCUGAGCAACAGAAGAGGGACUUGGCGCAUUUGCCGUCUCGCCAAUUUAUCCAACGGAGGCCUGCCGCUGCUCCACCUGCGGCUUCCUGUAAAAACCACAUCUCCAAUCCAAUCAGCAAUCAGAUGGCCUCCGUGAAUGCUCGGUUCAGUUCGACGCAAUCCGCAGCCCUCUUGCAAGGCCUCGGCGCUGGCGGUGUGUCGGCCAGUGGUAGCGGCGCCAACCGUGCUGUAGGGCUGCUGAUGAAUGACUUGAGCGGGCAUCGAAACCUGGGUGCAGAUUCGCUUUCACUCUUGGGAGAAUCGGAUGAAUACUUGGAGCACGAUGACUUCCUAGAAGAGGAGGAAAUGAUAUCAGGAGAAGAUGCCAUGCAAAAUCCCAUCAGCAGCAACAAACAACAAUUCAAGAGGAGGCGGAUAUUCCGAGGCCUUCGAGAAAGGCAAAGGGUAAAAGACCCUGCCGGAGUGCUUUUCCGGUACAAGAAGAUCCUCCUCACAUACCAACGUCUAAAAAACAUGUCCAAGGCGUUUCAAAUCCACGGUGUGGACCGCAACACAGUGGCCUCCACCACACCCAUCGCCGAGCUGCUACUGGUGGCUCCCGAGAAAGUGGCGGUGGUCGGAGAGUUUGAUCCGUCCAAAGAGAAGCUGUUGGAUUACGCUCGCCGCUGCUAUGCAACGUUGGACGACGAGACACAGAGCAGGGUGCAAGCCCUGAAGAAGAACAACCUGCUGCUGCCUAUUUCCUACAGGUUCAGACACUGACACGAGAACCUGGUCCACGGCAAGAGGGCUAGACGGAAGGAAGUCCGCAGGCACAGAGAAGGAUUUUAUUCUCUUAGAACGCUGAAAACAAAAUAUUGGAUGCUUUCGCCUCUGAUAUAGAUUUCUUAUCUAUAUGUGUAAUACAAUGUGUCAUCUUAUGUGGAAAUCCUGUUCUGUGAGUUCCAUGGUAUCCACGUGAUGCAAAAAUAAUCACUUUGCUGUAUUAUUGUAAUGUUUGGAUACCAUCCACAAAAAUAUGUUAACCCUUUUUUGAAUAUGCACUUACAUUUUUGUACAGCCACUUUGUAAUUGUCGGCAAUGAGUAGCUAUUAUUCAUUAUUACUGUGUUUUGUGUCUACUUUUUUGUCAAACAUCUUAGUUGUUUCUACCUUACUUUGUGUUUUGCGUCUUUGAAUCGUGUAACUUUGCAUUACAAUUUUGUACAUAUACAAUCUUUACAUGAAAGUUAAAUACAAUUGAACUGUAUUUGGAUAGUAAUU
Messenger RNA from Syngnathus acus (greater pipefish), 1818 nucleotides. RefSeq names its product coiled-coil domain-containing protein 106-like. Lineage: Eukaryota; Metazoa; Chordata; Actinopteri; Syngnathiformes; Syngnathidae. Gene Ontology annotation, cellular component: nucleoplasm. The coding region runs from base 131 to 1318 and encodes 395 amino acids. The transcript is spliced from 8 exons. The record is from RefSeq and is a predicted model, not a curated record.